AUGGAGUUACUUUUUUCUGAUGGUUGGACUGAUUUUCAAAGAAGGCCUAUUAGUUUUAUUGCCGUUUGUGAAAGUGGUCCAAUGUUUCUUAAGGUUGUAAACUACCAAGGUGAAUACAAGGACAAAGUGUUCAUAGCUAAUUUGCUAAAAGAAACGAUCAAUGAAGUUGGUGCAGAUAACGUGGUUCAAGUCAUAACUGACAAUGCUCCGGUUUGUAAAAGUGCAGGCUUACUUAUUGAGACACAUUUUCCUCAUAUAUUUUGGACUCCAUGUGUGGUCCAUACAUUAAAUCUUGCUCUGAAGAAUAUAUGUGCUGCAAAGAACACCGAAGCCAAUGCUGAAACAUUUGCUGAAUGUUCUUGGAUAAGUGAUAUUAUUUCGGAUGCCGUGUUCGUAAGAAAGUUCAUUAUGACUCACUCCAUGAGGUUGGCAAUGUUUAAUGAUCAUAAUAAGUUGAAGUUUCUUACCGUAGCUGACACACGCUUUGCUUCGAGUGUGAUAAUGCUCCAAAGAUUUGUUGAUAUAAAAGAAGGUUUACAAAGCAUGGUGAUCAGUCCGAAGUGGACUUCGUACAGAGAUGAUGAUGUUGCAAAAGCUCAAUUUGUGAAGGAGACAAUAUUAAAUGACCAAUGUUGGGACAAAGUAGAUUAUAUCAUUGCAUUCACCGAGUCAAUUUAUGACAUGUUACGACGAACUGAUACUGAUCGUCCAUGCCUUCAUUUGGUGUAUGAUAUGUGGGAGUCUAUGAUAGAAAAGGUAAGAAAGGUUAUAUACCGCAAAGAAGGCCUAACUGAAUUUCAAGAUUCUUCAUUUUAUUAUGUCGUGUAUGAGAUAUUGACAAGUCGAUCGGGUAAAUCCAACACACCUCUAUACUGUUUAGCUCACUCUUUAAAUCCCAGGUAUUAUAGCCAGGAAUGGCUUAGUGAGUCGUCGGGUCGUCUAGCUCCACAUGUAGAUGAUGAUAUGUCAAAGCAAUGGCGUAUAUGCUUUGAGAGAUAUUUUGAAGGGGAAGAACUAAGAAAAGUGAAUACUAAAUUUGCUCUUUUUUAUACUGGAAUGAGAGAAUUUGCGGCUGCUAAUUGCACUGCUGAUAGAUGGUGUAUGGAGCCAUUUAUAUGGUGGGUUACUUAUGGUACACCUACUCCUAUAUUGCAGAGAAAUAAGAUCACACCAAAAAGAGGAGAAUAUCUAGUGUAUGUGCAUUCAAAUCUUCGCCUUCUGUCCCGAAGAGAACCAUAUUAUAUGACAGGUGAGACAAGAAUGUGGGAUGUUGCAGGUGAUACAUUUGAUACUAUGGGAAGCGGUGGAAUACUUGAGAUUGCAAAUCUUUCGCUUGAUGAACCAGAACUAGAGAGUGUGACAUUCAAUGAUCCAGUUGUACCCGUUGAUGAAGAUGUGAACUUAGAUGACAAUUAA
This is a messenger RNA of Papaver somniferum (opium poppy), 1416 nucleotides long. RefSeq lists its product as uncharacterized. Lineage: Eukaryota; Viridiplantae; Streptophyta; Magnoliopsida; Ranunculales; Papaveraceae. The transcript is spliced from 3 exons. Bases 1 to 1416 code for a protein of 471 amino acids. The record is from RefSeq and is a predicted model, not a curated record.